Caenorhabditis bovis is the source of this 309-nucleotide messenger RNA. The record is from the annotation of a GenBank genome assembly. NCBI's taxonomy places the organism in Eukaryota, Metazoa, Nematoda, Chromadorea, Rhabditida, Rhabditidae.
AUGGCGCUGCGUGGAAAAGUCAUUGAACUGUAUAAGAACUUGUACCAUAUGGGAAAGGAAUACCCGAAAGGGGCCGAUUGGUUCCAUCAAAGACUCAAAAUGGCAUUUUUGAAAAAUAGGACUGAAACUGAUCCAAAGAAAAUCGAAGAGUUAAUUGAGAGAGGAAAUUUCGUUAUAAGAGAAAUCGAAGCGCUUUACAAAUUGAGAAAGUAUCGAGCAAUGAAACAAAGAUACUACGAAGUGGAUGAGAAAGUGAGUGCAGCAACAAAAAAAUUCGAAGACGACGUUAACAAAAACAAAAAAUUCUAG